Messenger RNA from Entelurus aequoreus (snake pipefish), 2400 nucleotides. Its product is annotated as synaptotagmin-like protein 2. Lineage: Eukaryota; Metazoa; Chordata; Actinopteri; Syngnathiformes; Syngnathidae. Gene Ontology annotation, molecular function: neurexin family protein binding. The record is from RefSeq and is a predicted model, not a curated record. Bases 124 to 1674 code for a protein of 516 amino acids. Gene Ontology annotation, cellular component: exocytic vesicle; plasma membrane. The transcript is spliced from 12 exons. Gene Ontology annotation, biological process: exocytosis.
AGCCCUGUUCACUCCCACAGCAGAAAGCAGUGUAGAGAUCAGGACAAAAGGCAAGCCUCAGAGGCAACUGAUACUCCCCUUGCCAGGGCCUUUGUACCCCAAGACUACAGCCAUUACUUAGGGAUGGCCAAUGAGCCAAGUGCCCACUCCACCUCCAAAGAAGAGGUUUUUGAGGCCUUUGGUGGGUCUGUGAAGACCAGCACCCCUGUGGGUUCAGGGGCCAGAGGCUUCAAGAGGAGUACCAAAAGGAGUCCACAUCACCUCUGGGCAAAUCACAGCAGUUUAGACGCUGAUCCGGAAUCAUCUGUAAGCAGCACGUCUGAAUCCUGGUCCAACUCAAGAAACACUUCCAGCCGAGAAGAUGAUGAGGAUGACAAAAAUCCUGUCAGGAAAGCAUUACGGCGAGCAGAAGCCCGACCUAAAAAUCAGGCUAAAAGCAUGGAGGACCUCACAUCCUCCCUGUCACCAAGGCAAGAGAGAAGACAAAAUCCAACUAUUGACCUGAGACGAACCAGUGAUGUGACCAUGCCAUCCCCUUCCUCAACCUUGUCCUCUGAUCCAGUGAGCCUGAAGAAAAUAAGCAAAUCAGUUCCUUCAUUCUGGCAGAAAGAGGAUGACAACAAUGUCUAUGAGGACGUUUUUCUCCCAGGAAGACAUAUACUGGACUUCUUUGACAUGGCCUCUGUGUCGUCUUUGAGCGGAAGCGUGAUGACCAUGGACAGCAGCGACUUUGGCAAUGUGGAGAUUCAAGGGAACAUCCAGUUCUCCAUCAACUACGUGAACAAGCUCAGGGAGUUCCACAUCUUUGUGGCUCAGUGCCAAGACUUGGCGUCCGUCGACCCCAAGAAAGGACGCUCAGACCCCUACGUCAAAAGCUACCUUGUCCCUGACAAAGUUCGUCUGGGAAAGAAGAAAACGUCCGUGAAGAAAAAGACACUUAAUCCGACUUUCAAUGAAAUCCUCAGGUAUCGAGUAGACAUGGAUUAUCUCAGGACGCAGACGCUUGUUCUCUCCGUUUGGCAUAACGACACAUUUGGUAGAAACAGCUUCUUGGGGGAGGUGGACGUAGACCUCUCCAAAUGGAACUUCGACCACACCCAGAUGAACUACUUAGCCUUGAAAAACAGGACUACAACACCCUCUCUGACGCCAUCAGGUGGUCGAGGAGAGAUAAGACUUGCCGUACGCUACCUGCCAAAGGUCAACAUCAAUGCAGGUGUGUCUAAGGAAGGCCUAGCCACAGGGGAGAUUCACAUUUGGGUGAAAGAAUGCAAGAACCUGCCUUUAAUCAGAGCCACCAUGGACCCAUACGUCAAGUGCUACGUGCUGCCGGACACGAGCAGGAAGAGUCGGCAGAAGACGCGCGUGCUGAGGAGGACGACGGAGCCCGUGUUUAACCACACCAUGGUGUACGACGGCAUCCGGGAGAUGGAUCUGGUGGAGGCUUGUGUGGAGCUCACAGUCUGGGACCGAGACAGGCUGGCCAGCAACCUGCUGGGGGGCCUCAGGCUCGGAGCUGGGACAGGUCAGAGUUACGGGUCGGCCGUGAACUGGAUGGACUCCAACCCCCUGGAGGUGGCGCUGUGGGGGCGCAUGGUGGCGCGUCCCAAUGAAUGGGUGGAGGACGUGCUGCCCUUCCGAAUGCUGAACUCUGCCAAAACUGCCUUCCGAUAAGUAAAGUACGUCAUACCCCCGGACUCAUUUUUAAACGGGCUGAAGAUGAACAAUGCAGAGAACAAUACGCGCUAAGUUAACGACCAACUAAUAGCCCGUUAGAGUAUGCGUCCACUAUAUAGUCGUUAUAAUAUCAUUCUGUUUGUCUCAUUUCUGCCAAAUCUUGCCUUCUUACUGCUGUACUUUUUAGGUUUUCUUGAUUUGGGCUCCCCCUACUGGUGUUGCAUGUCACCUACUUGCAAGUCACUGAUCAAUCCAAAUGGACCAUGUUAAAAGUGUAUUUGUUGUGUCCCCAUGGCAACAACACAGACACAAUUCUCUUUCUCACAAGCAUGGCCGCAGACAGAUCUCUUUUUCUAACAUGCAGACAAUUUUUCCAAGCGUAUAAAAAAGUUUUUUUUGGUUGACCCAUACCACAGGUUUCGAACUCAAGGUCAAGGGGCAUGAUAUGGUCCGCCAUAUCAUUUCGUGUUGCCCACCAAGUCAUUUUAUGUGGUCUGCCUCAUCAUUUUUGGGGUCCGCCAUGUCAUUUUAUGAGGUCUGCCACAACAAUUUAAGUGGCCCGCCACUCCUUUUUAGUUGCCCGCCAUAUUUUAUGCGGUUCGCCACUUUAAUCUGAAUUGCCCGCCACAUCAUUUCAUGUGCUCUGCCCCAUUAUUUUAAGCGGCUCACCACAUAAUUUACACUGUCCGCCACAUCAUUUAAGUGGCCCACCACAUGAACCUA